AAAAGAGUAAGCACACUUCGUAGUGUCGCAAUCCGUUUUCCAUCUAAUUUAGUUUUUAUGAUUGCUUUUUUGUUGCUCUAUGCAACGCGGAAAAUCCCUGAGCGCGGGAGGCCAUUCGUCAGGCAAUUUAUUGGGGGGAGUUAUGGGUGAUGGGCAGGCCAUCGCUAUAUAGCCCACCAGAGCUUCGCCGCCUCGACUUAGUUGUCAUUGGCUAUGACUCAGUUCGGUCGGAUGUGGUGGCUGCCACUGCUGCAGUGGCUAACCAUUGGAAUAGGAAUCGGUGUGCAGGCCUGGAGCUUUGGGCCAGUUCAACCGGAUGCCGGAAAGGAUACCGGACCCCAACCCAGUGAUGUUGGAAGCACAGCAAACCACACCAUACUCACCAGGCAGCUGGUUGUGGGCACUUUACUGCCACCCCAAGUGCCACCGGGCACCUGGCCACCUGUGCCCUCCAUUGUGAAUCCCGGUACCACCAGCUAUUGCCAGUGCGUUCCGCCCGGAUCCUGUGCCAAUCCCGUACCCACCGUUCCCAGCGAUGGCAGUGGUCAGCUGGACAUCAGAAUCGUCAAUAAUGGAGGAUAUCCCUCCAUUCCGACUACAUCUGCCACACUGACCUGCAACUAUGGCUUGGUGGCCUGCUGCCAGGCGGGAAGCUAUCAAUGUGGCCGGAGGUGGCCACCCCCACCUGGUGCCUCCGCCGCAGGAGCUGGUCAGGCGAGCUAUGGAGCGUAUCCGUGGCAGGCGGCACUACUUACCACGGCGGAUGUCUAUCUGGGCGGUGGAGCACUGAUCACCGCUCAACAUGUCCUGACCGCCGCCCACAAGGUCUACAAUCUGGCGCUCACCUCAUUUAAAGUCCGCCUGGGUGAAUGGGAUGCCAGCAGCACCAGUGAACCGAUUCCCGCCCAGGAUGUGUAUGUCUCCAAUGUGUACGUGAAUCCCUCGUUCAAUCCCAACAACCUGCAGAAUGAUGUGGCCAUCCUGAAGUUGUCCACCCCAGUUUCCCUGACCAGCAAAUCCACAGUGGGCACUGUUUGCCUGCCCACCACCAGUUUUGUGGGGCAGCGAUGUUGGGUAGCGGGGUGGGGCAAGAAUGACUUCGGACCCACUGGCGCCUAUCAGGCGAUUCAGCGGCAGGUGGAUGUGCCACUGAUUCCCAAUGCCAACUGCCAGGCGGCGUUGCAGGCUACUCGAUUAGGCGCCUCCUUCGUCCUCAGUCCAACCAGUUUUAUUUGCGCCGGCGGCGAAGCUGGAAAGGAUGCCUGCACUGGAGAUGGGGGCUCUCCGCUGGUCUGCACCAGCAACGGGGUCUGGUACGUGGUGGGUCUGGUGGCCUGGGGCAUCGGCUGCGCCCAGGCUGGGGUUCCAGGGGUCUACGUGAACGUGGGCACAUAUCUGCCCUGGAUCCAGACUACACUAACUUUGUAGAGCCCAGUAUUUGUUACCAAUAAAACGUAUUAUCUGUGUUA
This is a messenger RNA of Drosophila rhopaloa, 1469 nucleotides long. Its product is annotated as phenoloxidase-activating factor 2. The transcript is spliced from 4 exons. Gene Ontology annotation, biological process: proteolysis. Gene Ontology annotation, molecular function: serine-type endopeptidase activity. NCBI's taxonomy places the organism in Eukaryota, Metazoa, Arthropoda, Insecta, Diptera, Drosophilidae. The record is from RefSeq and is a predicted model, not a curated record. The coding region runs from base 214 to 1428 and encodes 404 amino acids.